Messenger RNA from Aspergillus clavatus NRRL 1, 474 nucleotides. Its product is annotated as cytochrome c oxidase subunit VI. The record is from RefSeq and is a predicted model, not a curated record. NCBI's taxonomy places the organism in Eukaryota, Fungi, Ascomycota, Eurotiomycetes, Eurotiales, Aspergillaceae. Gene Ontology annotation, biological process: mitochondrial electron transport, cytochrome c to oxygen. Bases 1 to 474 code for a protein of 157 amino acids. Gene Ontology annotation, cellular component: mitochondrial inner membrane. The transcript has 4 exons.
AUGUCGUCCCUGUCCAUCUUCCGUGUCGCGACCCGCGCCGUCCGCCCUUCCGGCUUCAUCAGAGCUCCUGUCCCCCGGAUCCGUCUUCAGGCCCCGGCUGCUCUGGCCAUCAACCGUCCCAGCUUCAGCACCACCACCAAGCGUUUGUCCGGUGCCCACGAGGAUGAGACAUACGAGGAGUUCUCUGCUAGAUUCGAGAAGGAAUUCGAUGGUGUCCAGGAUGUCUUCGAGCUCCAGCGUAACCUCAACAACUGCUUCGCCUACGAUCUCGUCCCCUCCGUCGAGGUCCUCUCCGCUGCCCUGAAGGCUGCUCGCCGCGUCAACGACUUCCCCACCGCUGUCCGGGUCUUCGAGGGUAUCAAGGCCAAGGUCGAGACCCAGGACCAGUACAAGCAGUACCUCGAGAGCCUUGAGGGUCUGCGCCAGGAGCUCGGUGUUGCUCUCCGGGAGGAGCUCUACCCCACCGAGGAAUAG